AAAAACUUCCGCAGAAGAGUAGCGAUUAGAAGAAGAGCUUCCAUCAUGAGUGUAGAAAUUCUGAAUGGUGCCACCAUUGCUGGCUUUGUUGAAGAUGAAGAAGCAUUCAACAGUUGGGUACAUGGCCGCUUUGCCGCUCUUGACGAAGAUCAAGACGGUGUGCUUUCCUACGAGGAGAUGUUGAAAGAACUGCAGUGUCUUAGGGUUUUUGAGACCGACUUUGGGAUUGAUGUGAAGACAGACCCAGAUGAAGUUGCUGGAGUCUACUGCUUUCUGUUCUCGCAGUUUGAUCGUGACUCAAAUGGGGUGUUGGAUUUUGAGGAGUUCAAGACUGCGACCAAGAGAAUGAUGCUGGCCGUGGCUGAUGGGUUAGGUCUCUUGCCUUUGCAGAUGAUUCUAGAAGAGGGCAGUUUCUUGAAGAAAGCUGUUGAAUGGGAAUCCACCAAACUGGUGCCCUAAUCUGAUUUAGAUUCUUGUUUCCUUAAUUUUCUCUUCAAACUUACGUACGUAGUAGAGGGCUUUGAUUUGUAUUGGUGAAGAUGGUGGAACCUUAGAAGUUGUAGUGGCAGUAGAGAUUCAUAUUCUUGUACGUCUUUACACACCUGAUUGAAAAGCGCUUCUU
Molecule: messenger RNA, 622 nt
Organism: Vitis riparia (riverbank grape)
Lineage: Eukaryota; Viridiplantae; Streptophyta; Magnoliopsida; Vitales; Vitaceae
Exons: 1
Coding region: 46-459 (137 amino acids)
Molecular function (GO): calcium ion binding
Source: RefSeq, a predicted model, not a curated record